This is a messenger RNA of Thelazia callipaeda (thelaziosis nematode), 420 nucleotides long. NCBI's taxonomy places the organism in Eukaryota, Metazoa, Nematoda, Chromadorea, Rhabditida, Thelaziidae. The record is from the annotation of a GenBank genome assembly.
AUGGUUUUAACACCACGUCAAUUCAAGCAGAAAGUUUAUCGCAAAGUGACGACAAUCCAAAACGAACACGUAGAAGGCUUCAAGCGUUAUUUCAAUCUUUUUGCUGAACUUAUCACUGAAAAUAAUAUAAUUCCGAUGCAUUUGUCUCGACCAUUGGAUAUUUUGACCAACUGUGAAGAAACUUUCCAAAAAGGAGAAGCAUUUAAUCGUUGGCUGAGUACUGAGAAUGAAAAUGCAAAAAAUAUUAAACUACCACCCGGUUUAGAACAAAUGAGUUGGUGGCCUGAUAUUAUUUGUAAAACAUAUCCAUACAUCAAUCUUCCAAGCGUAAACACUCAAUUCAAUUAUACUGUUCGAGCAGCUUGUUCGAUGUGCUCCAAGCAAAAACUGAACAAAAUUAAUCCCAAAAUAAUACCAUAA